GGGGCGCGCAGCGGGCUGAGAAAAUGUUGCGCGUUCAAGGGAGGAAAAAAAAAAUCGGAGUCUGCGCAGUGUGAUUUUUCUCGACACUCCGAACUUUCGGGAGAACCACGGAGGAAGGAGGGGAGAGGGACAGGACAACGCCAUUUUUCCUGAGACCCUAGACAGGUGUCUUCAGCCCAGACUGGCAGGUGGAUCAGGACCCGAGAGUCCUGGAGGACGGUGACAUUCAGACUCAGGUGGACUGAGUUGUAGCGGGCCGUCAGAAGAGGAGGAGGAGGGGAAUGGAACGAGCCGAAGGCGCAGCCAUGUCGUGGCGUCCAGACGAAGAAGAGUUUAAGGUGGAAGGAGUGACGGGAGGGUUGAGAGUCAAACCGAGGUUCACCUUCAGCGAGCUCAAACUGCUGCUGGAGGCCGUGAAGAGGAACAGAUACAUCCUCCUCAGGAAGUUUAACCAGGGUGUGUCAGCUGAUGCCAAGAAACGGACCUGGACUGAAAUCACCAACCAGGUGAACGGACUGGGACAGACGCACAGAGAGGUGCGUCAGAUCAUGAAGAAAUGGGCGGACCUCAAAUGUGACGCAAAGCGACGCAUGGGGGCCCUCCAGGGCCUCAACGGCGGCAACCUGAGGAACAAGAACCUGGGCCCUGUGGAGAAGAUGGUCCACAAGAUAUUGAUGAUGAGUCCCAGAGGAGACUGCGACAGCGACCUGGACCUCGCCGAAGAUGAAGAUUUUUCUAAGCUUUACAGUAAAGGCCCCUCCCCCACCCCGCCCCCCUACUCCUACCUCAGCCUGACGGACAGCUCCCACUCGAUGCCUGGAGGAGCCUCCUAUGAGUUCUCUCCUCUCUCCUCACCAGAGAAAGAGCUCGGGGGUGACCCUUUCCACUCGUCUCCUGAGUGCGACCUGACUGAGGACGGAGAACGAACGAUGGACUUUGAAGACAACGAUGACUCCAUGUUCUCCACCUACCCUUCCUCUCUCCCCCCAACCUCCUCCCCCUCACUGGACCCCCUGCCUGACAACGCCCUGCUGAGGAUGAAGCCGGUCCACACCUACUCCAGAAACAACAGCCAGAACAACACCUCCUCCCGCCCUCCACCUGGACCCUCCUCCUCUGUGGCCUCCACCUCCUCUGCUUUCCCCUUAGUGUCUGAUUCAGACGCUGCCUCGUCCUCAGCUGCACCUCCCUCGGAGCAGUCCCACACAACCGCCCCCCCUCCACCUCCUUCUACAUCUGCUGCAGCCAAUACCUCACACCCUGCACCUUCCUUUUCCUCCCUCCCACCUCCUGCUCCUCCUGCUGCUGUAUCUUCCUCCUCUGCUGCUUCUACUGCGACCUCCUCCUCAAACUCCCACAAAGCCCCUCCCCUCUCCUCAGCGCUUCCACCCAGGCGUGCCUCCUCCUCAGGCUCAAACCCGCCUGACCCUCUCCCGGGUGGAGCUUCGUCCCACAGGGACCAGGUGGCCCAGAUGGCGUCUCAGAGCCUCCAGCAGCAGCGUGCCAGCAGGAUGCUCCUGACCUCGGUGUCUCAGUCUCUGGAGAUGUUGGCGCAGUCGGUGCAGCUGCUGGUGGAGACGCAGCAGGAGUUUGUGCAGGAGUCUUUGCUUCUGCAGAGGGAGACGGUGGACGUCCUGAGGGAUUUCUCCAACACGGCGCUGACUAUGCUGAGAGACAAAGCCAACAGUGGACAACUGUCCUCACACCAUCGCCCUGCUGCACACUUCUGAAACACGGAGAUGAACAAACUUCUAAAACAGACACGGCGGGCGACCACGAGCUAGGUGCAGCUGUGGCGUCCGUGUGGAGACGUUGGGAUUGAAACAGCCAUCCUGUGAGAGAGACAGUUCAUGUUUGACUUCAACAGCCUCUAUGGCUGCUGGACAGAAACGUCUGUCCACACACACACACACACACACAUGCAGUUUUAGGCUACAGGCUGUUUAUUUAUGUGCCUGGGACUUUUUUUUUUCUUCUAUAUUUUUGUUUGUUGCAGGCUCGUGUGUGUUUUCACACUGUAUUUAGAUUUCAAAGGUUUCGAGCUGCUGAAACGUCGUCGCUCCGUAACACAGAUCGACUGACUGGAUUUCCACGUCCUGAGCGCACUGGGUGGUUUAACUGGCUCGCUGAAUGAGAGGAAACUAACAAAUUAACUACAGCACCAACCUCACGUUUGAGCUCCAGGAGCGUCCCUCUUGUCACCGUCUUCACGUUGGACAGUUGGACUCUGGACUGGAGGAACACGUGAUUUGGUGGGAGGAGCUGUUGAGACAGAGCGGAGAGGACAUGUAGUCCUCGUCACACCCACGUCCUCCUCACUCAGGAUGUGGCCAUGCUACAACUUUGACAAAUAAUAAUUUUGAAAAUUAGGGAUGCACCGAUUUAUCUGCUGAGCGUCAGUAUCGGUGGAUAUUCGCCUCGUCGACUGUCGUCGGCCUCUGGCAAACCACAUGACAUUUACCGAUGGCAGCGGCCGAUGUUUUUCUGUUGUGUCACAUCAAUUGUGCGCAGCGUUCUGCAGACGACAGAAAACAUACAAACGGAAAUCUUCCUGGGACACUUUGAGACGAAAGGAUGCAGUAAACUCACUAUCGAUGCGUCAGGAAACACACCCUACUGUCUGCCUGAUAACGCUACGUCGUGAACAACCUGUUAAAAUCAGCAGGAGCAGAGCUAGUUAGCGUUAGCUCGAGCAGCCAAGGCUGCAACUAACAGCUGCAUUUAGUUACAUCACGAUGUGUUCGAAUUCUGUUCGGUAAAAACAAGCAUUGGGAGGAGGUCAUUUUAACGUUAUUAUGAUGUUUUCAAAAUGUAAUCAAGAAACUUGAAUAAAUUUGAGCUGUUUGAAGAAGAAAUGUGUCGAUGUUUUUACAGCAAAAUGAAACAGAUGUUAGAGAGGGAAUUCUGAUUCCUAUUAAACGUUUCUCAGUUAUUAAAGGUCGUUUCAUAAAUGAGUGUAAUGACGGACUGACUUUAAACAGUUCAGUUUUUUUACCACAGAUUUCUUUGUUUGGCACAAAAAGGGAAAAAAUAACAACAAAAAAAACAAAACAAAAACAAAUAUUGGCCCAGAAUUUUAUAAUCGGUGCAUCCCUAUAAAAAUUUAACACAACUGACAUGUUUUGUUGAAUUUACUGCUGGUGAUAAAAAACAUCUGUCAUUUCCCAACGGUUAAUUUUCAUCUUUCUUUUUUUAAAUGAAGGACAAACAGUUCUCUCCUGCCUCUGUUUUUGACGUGUCCAUGCCUUUCUCGUGAGCGCAAUAUCUCAACAACACCUUGAAAGAAUUUCCUCAAAUUUGGCACAAACGUCCACUUGGACUCAACGAUGAACUGAUUUAGAUGUUGAUGGUCAAAGGUCAAUGACACUAAGACCUUGCAUCCAUCUCUUUCUAAUAUCUCAAGAAGGCCGUUGGGGAAUUUCCUCAAGUUUGGCACAGAUGUUCAUGUGGACUAAAGGAUGAACUGAAAUGAAUGGAUCUGAAUGAAAUAACUAGAUUUUGGUGGGACUAGGUCACUGUGACCUCAUUGGUUUCAUUCUUGUGAACACGAUAUCUCAAGAAUACCUUUUAAGGAAUUUCCUCCAAAUUUGGCACAAACGUUCAAUUGGACUGAAGAAUUAACUGAUUAUAACUUGGUGGUCAAAGGUCACUGUGACCUCACAAAACAUGGUUUUGGCCCUAACUCAAGAAUCCAUACGUUAAUUAUGACAAAACUUAUACAAAUGUCGAACAGGAUAAAACAAUGAAGUGAUGACAGUUUAUAUCCAAAGGUCAAAGGUCAGCUUCACUGUGACAUCAUCAUGUUCCACAGUCCACAUCAGAGUGUAUCUCAAGAAGGCCUUGAGGGAAGUUCUUUGAAUUUGGAAAAAAAACGUCCAUUUGGAUUCAAGAAUGGUCAAAGGUCAAGAUUUAUGUGACUAUCUUGCUCUCGUGAACGUGAUAUCUUAAGAAGGCCUUGAAGAAAUUUUGUUAUAUUUGGCACCAACAUCCACUUAGAUUAGAUUUUGGUGGUCAAGGUGGUCAGUAAGCAUGUUUUGGUACAUAACUCAAGACUUCAUUCACUAAUUCUAACUUCUAACCAAACUUGACCGAAAUGUCUAACAGGUUAAAAUAAUGAAGGUCAAAGGUCAGCUUGACUGUGACACCAUCAUGUUUUAACGUCAUAUCUCAGGAACAGAAGGGGAGACAUUUGGUCAGAUACUGAAUUGGUGACUCUAAUCUUGACACUGUGCUGAUUGUAUAGAUCUUCUGUGUGUGAAGCAUCCAUGUUUUCACUGACAUGGAUGGAGACUGUCAGAGACACUGGACUGGUGGGCGGAGUCAUACAACCACAGGGUGGACUGGUGGGUGGAGUCAUACAACCACAGGGUGGACUGGUGGGCGGAGUCAAACAACCAUGAUGACCCUGUGAUUUUAAAUAUGCUACGAUAUGCAAUAUAUACGAUAAAAUAUAUUGCGAUUUAUUCCCUUUUUUCAACAGUAAAUUUUGUCCCCAAAGGAAAACUAUGUCAACAUCUUAUUAUCUAAUAACACAAAGUUUUCUGUCUGUUCGUCUGACCUCAGCCAUUUUUUUGCAGCAAAAUGUAUCUAGUGGACUGAACAAGCAUCUGAUUACAUUACUGUAGCAGGCUCAGUAGUUAAAGUUUUAAACGAGUUGACCCCAGAAACGGGACAUUGUUGUUGUCUUGAUGUUAACAGCUUUAGAGAUGGCAGUAAUGUGCUGCUGAAGAAUGAGAAAUCAAGUCUAUUAUAAAAAAUAUAUUUGUAAAAUUAUUAAUGGAAAUAUCAUGAUGAGACAUUGCUACAAGCCAGAUGUUUAAAUAUUUGUGCCGUUGCAUCAGUUAAACACUGAGAGCUCCAGCAGAGCUCUGGGUGUGCUGAACCUUGUCAGCCACUGCGGCCCGUAAUGAAGCACGGUGAAUUUGAUCAUGUAGAUUUAUUAGAGGAUAAGUUUGAGCUAACUCCUGAACUUCACCCUGCGACCCUGGUGAGCAUCACAUUCCUGACUUAAACCUCCAGUCUGUUUGAACCUUGUAGAAAACAGUAGCACAUGUUCACACACCUCUGUGUGAUUGGAACCACAACACUGAGACUAACAUGUUAGUAUGUGCUUGUUGCUCUGCUGCCUGAUGUGCUGUUGAAACUCCAACCCUCUUUUUCUUCGUCCCAACUGACACUUCAUCAUCCUCCCUUACAGUCAGCUCUCUGUCUGACUGACUGACCAAAAUGACUUGUAACUGUCUGCUGUGACACCGGGCUGUGAUGUUUCCUUCCAACCAGAUCCUGACAAUAAAGAUUUUAUUAUUAAAAGAAGACAA
Epinephelus moara (kelp grouper) is the source of this 5318-nucleotide messenger RNA. RefSeq lists its product as uncharacterized. NCBI's taxonomy places the organism in Eukaryota, Metazoa, Chordata, Actinopteri, Perciformes, Serranidae. The record is from RefSeq and is a predicted model, not a curated record. The transcript is spliced from 7 exons. The coding region runs from base 282 to 1730 and encodes 482 amino acids. Gene Ontology annotation, cellular component: nucleus.